AUGUAUAAUGUUAAUGUAUCAAAUAAUAAUGAUGAAAUUGAAGAUAUUUCUGGAGUAAUGAAUAUUGAAAACGACAUAAUAACUUUUGAACCAGAUAUAUUUAUGGAAGAAAUAGGUAUAUCUCAAAUUAUAUUAAAAAAUGAUAUUAUUACUGAAAGUAAGGUAAAUUCAUUUAAUCAAAAUAAAAUAACAUUUGAAUGUUUCCCAAUAAAAAUGAUUACUUGUAAAACAGAAAAGAAUAAAGAUAAUGAUGGUGAUACUCUUAAAAUUAUAGCAAAUAAAGAUUUUAAAAAAAAUGAAAAUAUUACUUAUAUAAAUGUUAAAAUAUUUUUACACUAUUUAAAUGGUACUGUUAAAGAAUAUAGAAAAGGAAAAAAUGUAAUCAAGAUAAUACAUCAUAUUUUUAAUGAUACUAUAAUAAAUGACGAAGAAAAAAAUAAAGAUUCAAUAUUUUUAGAAGAUAAAAUUUUAGAUAAUGUUAUAAAAUUCGAUCAAUCAAAAUAUUAUGUUAUGCUUUUUUCUGGACCAACAAAAAAAAGUGUUGUUUCACGAGGAAAAAUUACAUUACAAAAUGAUAAAAAAACUAUGCCAAAAAUUUGGAUUGAAAAUCAAAGUAAUGAAGAUAUAUUUGAUAUAGAAAAUAUUAAGUAUGUACAAGAUGGAUUAUAUAAUUUUGAUAUUAUUACAAAAAAUAAUUUAACAAUAAAGGAAAGUUAUGAUAAAAAUACAACAAUAACAGGUAUUAUUAAGGCUAAACAAUCAAAUAUGAUAGGAGAAGCAGAAAUAAUUGGUGAAAUUAUAUUUCAAUCAACAUUUAUAAAAAAUAAAUCAAAACAUAAUGACAAUACAACAUUACCAACUAUUGAAAAGAAAUAUACAAGUAUUGAAAUUUUAAAAGAAAUAAAUUCUAAAGAACAUAUGGAUGAUAUAUUAAUACCAUUUAAAAAUUUAAAUAUAAAUGAUAAAGAAAUUUCUAGAAAAAGUAUAGAUAGAAAAGAUAAUAGCUAUUUCAAGGAUAAUGAUGAAGUGGUACUUAACAAAGUAUUACAAUUUAAUUAUACUAAUGUAGACAAAAGAAAUAAAAUAGAAAAUGUUACUAAUAAAUCAGGAGAUAACAUUUCAUUAGGUAAAAAGUUUGUUUUGUUUAACAAUAUAAAUAGUAGUCAUGUAAAUUAUGAGAGAAAUAAUUAUAAAGAAAAUGUUGUUAAUGGAGAAAAAAUAUAUAAAGUAGAAAAAAAAAUUUCAAAUAAGAACGAUUUUAAUUUACAAAAUAACAAUAAUAAUAAUUUAUUUAUGUUACAAAAUAUAGAAGAAAUAAAAAAUUCUACAUUAGAAUUUGCAUAUAAUUUAAGUGUUUUAGAAAAUAGUAUAAAUGGAACAAUUAUAAUAAGUAAAUUAAUGAUUUUAAAUAAUAUUAAGAAUGAGGAUAUAUCUGUUGUUAUGUUUAAUGAAACAAAAGAUUAUUUAUUUAAGAUCAUCGAUAAUAAGUUAAUUUUAAUAUGUCAAAAUAAACAACAAAAUUGUAUAGAUUAUGAAGAAGAUAAAGAAAUAUUACUAUUACUUUUUGUUAAACAGAAUAAUCCUAUAUUAUUAAAUAUUAAAGUAAUAAAUGAAGAUGAAAAGGAUCCUAAAAUAGUAUUGUAUAAUAAAGAUAUAAAAAUAUCUAAUGAUAAAAUGUUGAAUCAAUUUUUAUUUUCUAUUACCGAUGAGGAUGGUAUGGAGAGUAACGAAAUUUUAUUGAAAGGAGAUAUUUCUAAACAUUUUGCUAUACAAAAAGCACAAGAUGAUGGAUUAUAUCAAAUAAUUUUUCUUUCAAUACCACCUUCAGGUAGAAGUGAAUUAUCAAUUAUUGUUAGAGGUAAAUAUCCAUCAAAAAGGAGUAUUAUUAAAAAUGUUCCUGUUAAAGUUAUUGAUAAUACUCAUAAAGCACAUUUUCGAAAGGAUACUUAUAAUAUUGAAAUUUCUGCAAAAAAUAUCAUAAAAGAUGAAAAAAUUAUUCAUUUAGAAUUAGAAGGUGUCUCAAUUGAUAGUGUUGAUUUUUAUGUAUUAAAAGGAAAUGUUGGAUGGGCAAUUGUUGAAAGAUAUGGUGGUGAUGUUAAAAUUAUUUCAAAUAAUAAUACAUUUUAUAAUGGUAAUUAUGAUAUUGUUAUUGGAGCAAUUGAUAAAGAAAGUAAUAAAAUUGUAGCAACAACAACAUUGACAAUAAAAGUUACUGAUGGACUUGAUGUUAAACCAACAUUUUUAAAAAAAUAUUAUUCAUUAUUUAUUGGAAGUAAUCAAAAAAAUGAUACUGUUGAUAUAAAUCUUCUUCCAGAUAAUUUAAAUACAAAAAUAAUUAUUGAUGAGGAUUCAAUAAUUGGAUGGAAUGAAGAAGUUAAACAAAUUAAUAUUAAUAAAAACUAUAUUUUUAUUCAUGACAACAAAGCUAAAGUGUCUUUAAAAUAUAUUUCUUCACUAAAAAGUUUAUAUUUUAAAGUGUAUUUAAAAGAUUUUCCAUUAGAAAAAGCACUUGUUGGUAUUCAUGUUUAUGUAAAUGAAAGUGAACGUCAAAAUGAAAUAAAAAAAUAUUCUCAACUUAGAAUUUCUAACGUGAAAUUAUCUGAUGCCUUAUUUUUAAAUGUUGAGUUACCAGAAAAUACAACAGUUGGAAAAGUUAUAGAAAAUAUAUAUUCUUUUAAUCCAUUAACUGGAAAAGGUCCUGAUGAAUGUUUCAUUGAAAAUGGAUAUGAUAAAUAUUUUCAUGUUGAUACUACAAAUGGUGAUAUUUUAUUAAUUCAACAAAUUGAUUAUGAUACUUUAGAAAAUCCACAACUUGAAGUACCAAUAUUAUGUAGUCAAAAUGAAUCAGUGUCAUUACAUAUUAUUCUAAAUGUCAAAGUAAUUAAUAUUCCAGACAAUUCACCUAUAAUUAAAAUUUUAAAUGCCAAAUAUCCUUUAGUUUAUGAAAUAGAUAAAAGCACUUCCGAAAAUAACAAUAUAUUUAAUUUUUCAAUAAUUGACAUAGAUGGUGAAUUAGAUCAUUCAUUAGAAAUUAUUGGUGACGAUUCUUUUAAAUUUACCAUUGAAAAGAAUUUUGACGACACUUAUUCACUUAAUACAGUUUCAAAUGCUAUAUUUGACUAUGAUGAUUCAAAGACAUUAAAAUUAAUUUUAAUUGCUAAAGAUAAUGAAAAUAAUGUUGGAAAAGAAGCUUUUACAAUUAAAUUUACAAGUAACAAUAAUCAAUUACCUUAUAUUGAAAAGAAAAAUUAUCAUUUUAAAGUUGUUCAAAAUUGGCCAAAAGAUGUAUAUGUUGGUACACUUUAUAUAAAUAAAAAUAGUAACUAUCUUAAUAGAACAAAUAUUAACUUUUAUAUUGAAGAUCAACCAGAUGAUUAUUUUAAAAUUGAUAAAAAUGAUGGAAAAAUAUAUACAGGAAAAUCAUUAAAAAAUAUAUCAAUUGAUAUGCCGUAUGAAAUGAGAAUAAUUGUAUUAAGUAAAUUAAAUAAAAAUUUUAAAGAUAGUGCUAGUGUUACAAUAAAUACAAUUGAUCCAGAUACAAUAAUUUUAGAUGAUAAAAAAUACCUUCAAAUUACUAGUCCUAAAGAUGGUGAAGUAAUAAAAGUUUCAGAAACAUUAGGAAUUCAGAAAGAAAUAUAUUCUGUUGAAAUAUUGUAUAAGGGUAAUACAUUAGAUUUAACAAAUAUUAAAUAUGACAUUUUUAAUGUUAAUAACAAAAGUGACAUGACAUUCUUAAUAAACAACAAUGGAAAAAUAAUUUUAAAUUAUGAAUUAAAUUAUGAAAAAAUAUCAAAAUAUUCUCUUAUUAUUGAGGUAAAAAAUAAUGAAAAUAAUGAGGAAAUGGAUAGAAUACUUGUUUUUAUUGAACUUGAAAAUGAAAAUAAUAAUUUGCCAUAUUUUGUGGAAGAUUAUACAAAUAAAUUAUUUACAUUCAAUAAAUCAUCCAUUAUUUUGGGAAAAGUUCAAGCCAUUGAUAAAGAUUUUGAACCAUUUAAUAAAAUUUAUUAUCAUAUUAUAAAACAUUGUGGUAAAAAUUCAAAUAAACUUCAACUUGAUAUGUUAACAGGUGAAAUUAGAAGAACUAAAUAUAAGAUAAAAAAUAAUAAACAAUCAAAAAUAUUACCAAAAAAUUUUGAAUUAUGUAUUUUUGCAUCACAAUAUAAUUUUACAAUUAAAAAUAGUUUGAUAACUUUUGAUAAAAAUCGUAAAGAUCAAAUAAAGGUAAGAAUUAAGUUAGUUGAAGAUGAUGAAAAAAAUAAAAUUGAAAAUGUUAUAUCAAAUAAUUAUCUUUUUAAUGAUACAAUAGAAUAUAUUUCAACUAAAUUUGACAAAUUACCAAUUAAUUAUAAUGAAGAUAAAUUGAAUUAUCAUUUACAUAAACAUCAACAUUUUUCAAUACAAUCAUUUUCUUUAACACCUGCUAAUUAUGAACCAAAUGCCAAAAUUCUUCAUAUCAACAAAAAUAAACGUAUUUUUAGAAUUAAUGAAAUGUCAGGAGAUAUUAUUGUUGAUCCCAAAAUAAUAACAUAUCCCGAAGGUAUUUAUAAAGUAUUAUUUACUUUAUCAGAUGAUAUGAAUCUCAACAAAACAACUUUAUUUAGAAAAAACAUCCAUUUUAUUGACAUAAAAAACAAGAUGAAAUUUGUUUUUGAUACAUCUGCUUCAAAAAUUGGUUUUCGUCUAGAAGAUUUUAAUGAAGCAUUACAAAAUAUUUUGAUGGAAUUAAGUAAAUUAAAUAAAUACAAAACAAAAAUAUAUUUAGAAAAUAGAAUUAGAAAUGAAAAAAAUUACAAGUCAUCUGUUUGUUUUCAUAUUGCUGAUGAAGAUAUUGUUAAAAAUUUAAAUGAGUAUAAAAUGUUUUUUGAAACAUUAUUUUCAAAAUUUUCAAACUUAGAAAAUAUAUAUAAUGAGUAUUCUGUACGUAAUAUAAUAAAAUGUUCUGAAAAUUGGGAACCUCACCUAAAAAAAGGAUUUAUUGAUAAAUUAACUUAUGGAAAAAAUAAUAAUAAAAAGCUAUGGAGAGAUUAUAUAUUUAUUAUAAUCAUAUUAAUAGUUAUAUUAAUUUUUACAGCAAUAUUUUUAUAUUAUUGUAUUGCAAUGAAAUAUCGUUUUCAUUUAUUAAUUAAAAAGGAACAUUUUAGGCUUAUCACAAAUAAAAGAAUAAUGGCAAUAUCAAAUGGCCAUGAAAAACAAUAUGUCAAAAACAGUCCACAAUUUGCUAUAGGCAUGAAUUCAGAUUUAUUUGAAUAUUGA
Strongyloides ratti is the source of this 5253-nucleotide messenger RNA. RefSeq names its product Cadherin domain and Cadherin-like domain-containing protein. Gene Ontology annotation, cellular component: membrane. The transcript has a single exon. Gene Ontology annotation, biological process: homophilic cell-cell adhesion. Gene Ontology annotation, molecular function: calcium ion binding. The record is from RefSeq and is a predicted model, not a curated record. The coding region runs from base 1 to 5253 and encodes 1750 amino acids. NCBI's taxonomy places the organism in Eukaryota, Metazoa, Nematoda, Chromadorea, Rhabditida, Strongyloididae.